AUGGAGAACCCAGUCUUGAUUCAGAAAGCUGCUCGACGGUACAAAUCUGCGAUUCCAUUAUUCCUGUUUCAUGAUGGUGGUGGAACAGUUUUACCCUAUUACUUCCUCGAAAGCUUGAAUCGCAAUGUAUGGGGAAUAUCAUAUCCACAUCUUAAUGAUGGUGGCAUCUUUGAAGAUGGUAUCAAAGGGAUGGGAGAGUUAUAUGCUGGGAUGAUCCGUGGGAAAGUCUCCAGAGGUAAAGUCCUGCUUGGCGGUUAGUCCCCCCUCUUUUAUUUAUAAGUCGUUACUGAGUUUUGAUACAGGUUGGUCCGCGGGUGGAUCUGUAGCAAUCCAAGUCGCAAAGUGUUUGGAGAAUAUUCCGGAAAUCUGUGUCGCUGGCACCAUAUUGCUUGAUACGCCAUUUCCCGAUUUCCCUGACUGGCGACCAAAAGAUGAGCCACCAGUCCAGUUUCAUUUACCGGUAGCCCCAGAUCAAACAGCUCAGAAUAGAUUAGCGCAACAACAAGCUGUCAAUGAUAUUAUCCAUGCACUCUCAGUCUGGGAGCUGCCAAUUUGGGAGGAUGGAAGGUACAGUUCCCUUAAUCUUACUAUUUUGAAUAGGAAAGAUGUACUAACCAGAGAUUUAAAUUCAGACGACCGCCACCCGCAGUAUUUAUAAGGGCACUAGAAGCAGUCUCAACUGAGAAUGUUGUAGAAGUCGAUUGGUUUCGUGGAGAAUAUGCUUUAGGAUGGCGUAAAUAUCCAUAUGAGUUCAUAAUUCAAGAGCUUCGUGUUCAUGGGGAUCAUUUUAGCAUUUUCACUCCUUUAUAUGUGAGUAGUUGCUUCGAGAACCUCCAUGUAUGUACUUGCUAAUGUGAAUAUUCGUAGCUACCGGAAUUAAGUACGAAGUUGAGGGAAGCUUGUGAGUUAUUGGAUUCCAAACAGGAGUAUAGCAUGUUACUGGACUCCAAGCAUAGUAGUACUAUAUUGGUGAAGGCGUUGAAAUCAUUUUAAAAGAACGGAUUUCGAACAUAGCAGUAGUGUAUUAUUAACGGCGUUGAAACAUCUUUAAGAGAAUGGAAGGCUGGCACAAUUGGAAUACAAGGCAACCGUCAGGGUGUUGGAGGUGGCACAUUUUAGGAUUUAUAAGGUUAAGUUCAGACCG
Messenger RNA from Sclerotinia trifoliorum, 1144 nucleotides. Lineage: Eukaryota; Fungi; Ascomycota; Leotiomycetes; Helotiales; Sclerotiniaceae. The record is from the annotation of a GenBank genome assembly.